UUACAUCUUGUGUGUGUGUGUAGUGUUAUAACCCACUGCUAGCAGAAGGAAUCUUUUGUGCUAACCAAGAGGUGAGCUGGGCAGGGCAGGAGGAUUCCUUUGCUCCAGGAGGUGAGCCAGGUGCAGGGGUAUUGUGGAUGCUGGAGCCUCAGGGGCAAAGUAAAGGGAGACAUCCAGCAGAACCUGAGGGAAAGCCUCAGAGGGCAGGAGUAAGGUGGGAGGCUGAGGAGAAGGGGCUGUGCUUGGCAACUACAGGGCCUGGGAACUGGAGAGAAGCCCCAGGCCAGUGGCUGGUGCUCAGCUGCAGCAUCAGAUUUGGGCAUCUGGGUGCGGACUUCCUCCAGUUCCUGGUUUGGGGGACUGAGCACCAUAAGCACAACCCUGGUCCCUGGAGGCUCCCUGCCCACCCCAGCACUACCCAGGGCUGAGCUGGGCAGAUCUGUGCCGUGCUGCAGAUAGAGGAGAUCUGCAGCAGGUGGCUUUAGGAAAGGCAGCACACCAAACUCCCACUCUCCUCACCACCUCCCACUGCUCCUAAGUAGUGAGAGGGGCCUGGGGAAGGAGGAGCUGCUCUCCUACUUUCUCUUUUCCUCAUUUCCGGAGCCCACAGUGCUUCUGGCACCUUCUGCUGGUGUUAACAGCAGCUGUGACCUGCAGUGGGCUUGUACAGAAACUGCAAGCAGCCAUGCCCGUGUUUCCAAGAGGUAGGGUUUAUUGCAGAGGAGGGCAGCACUUUUCUCUGUGCUGGCAUGACACCCUACUCUAUGUGGGCACGGUCACCCCACAGGGGAAGCAGCCAUCUGCCUCCAGGUGCUUUCCUCAGCCUCUGACGCCAAACAGGAGCAGCGCUUGUCAGCCUUGCAGGUGUUGGUGGGUGUUGGAGAUGAGAUGAUGACUGUUGGUGGGGCAGCUGGUUAGCAGUGGUUGAGGAGGGGACCACCACUGCAGGGAUGUACAGGGAAAAGGGACAUCAGCUGCUGGGUCUUUGUCACCUCUCUGUGCAGUCAUGUCUUAAUUGCUGAUAACAAAAUGAGUCUCUGAGCGGGUGGUUAUACUGAUAGGAGUCAUCAGCUGCUGCCAGGUGGUCCUUUGUCUCCAGACUUUACUGACUCCGGGGUCUGAUCACCGGGACAGGUUGCUGUUCCUGGCGUGUUUCUCCCUGUUGGCAGGCUGUCUGUUUUCUGGCAGGCUAAUGGGACGGGGCUGGUACAUGUUCUCUGACCCAGCAUCUGUCCUGCUGGUGAUUGGACAGGAGCCUUCUGCUGGGAAAUUGCCUGUACCAUGGCCUUAGCAGAGCAGAAUGCUUUGGGGCUUGGCAUAAGUAACACCUUCAGUUUCACUGCUGAGAGCUGUCCUGGGGGCAGCGCGCUGGGGAUAGCGUCCUCAAUAUCAUGCCCCACUCAGGGCAGGAUGUGGCAUGCAGCACGCCUGUUCUGCUGUACACCAAGCUGCAGGGAUAGAGAGGUCACCGUGCCCUUUGGUGCUGCUACUGCCUUGGUCAGGCUGUGCUGAGCUCAGUGCUGGGCCUGGAUCAGACUUCCCCAGCCUUGUGCUGUGCUGAGUCAGUGGCAGUGGCUUAUGUUUCCUACCCUGCCCCGCUCACUGCUGGCCAAGGCCAGGUGCUGGAGGUGCAUGGCUGGGGACACAGAAGGGCAUGGACCUGAUUUUCCUGUUACAUCUGUCCUCAUUUUCCCAUCCUGCAGCCUGGGCAUGGCUCCUCGGGAAGGAAGAAAGGCACUCAUGUAGUGGGAUGAUGAUUUUCCGGGAGACAUCGGGGAAGCAAUUAUCUGGCUUUGUAGCUUGGCUUCUCUGCUGGCCAGAAGCAGGUUCUUCACAGUCCCAUGGCACAGCUGCUGACCUAGCAGAAAAACUAGUGACCCCAUCCUGCCCAAGGAGCGCGUGGAGGCUGAGCGAGCUCCAGCACUUGGAGAAGCCCAGCUUAGUUAUCUGAGCUCUCCCAAGGCUUUGUUUUGAUGUUUUGCUGCUCCAGCUUUCCCUGAAUGCCCUAACAAAUGAAUUUGCCGUCAGAGUGUUUAAAGGGAAAGACAAAUUUUAUAAAAUUGUGUCUGCAUGAAAUAAAUGCUUGAUUUUUAUUUUUUUUUAAUUGGAAAUCUGAUUUUCUGGAUUAGUGCCCACCCAACCAGAGAGGAGAAGCAGAUGCUGGUGUAUAAACAAAGCAAUCAGGGCACUGAUUAUUCAAGGCAAACCUCACACACUGCAAAUGGUUCAUAGAAAUCAUCCAACAAAUCAUUCUGAACAGCCAGCCUGAUAAACGCACUACCCAUUAACAGCCAUUGCAAGAGGAGGAGCAAGGAUUGCUUUUCUGUCACUCUGCACAUUUCCUAACCCUGUAUUAGCAUAUCUGCUGUAAGACCUUGAUGGGCUAGGGCAUGUAUUGUGAUUCCUGCCUGUCUGUUACUGCUUCAUUUUCCCAGCUGCAGCUCUGCCCGCUCUGCAUUUCCUCACGUGGCUGUCACUGUCACUGCUGGGGACCGUGCCUGCCCAGAGGGAUGCCUGGCUGUGACUGAGACUGGCCAUGCACAGCUAACAGGGAGCUCUUGCAGCACCCCUGGAUGUGAAUACAACCACCUGGCUCCGUUGUUCCCAACAGCGUUUCCUCUGCUGCCUCAUAAAGGUCAGGAAAAGCACAAUGGCAGGAUGCUUCCCUGCAGCGGCGUGGCAGCAGAUAGGAACUGCUCUGCUGAUUCUGUGUACUUGGUUGGACUUCUCUGUGCUGUUAACAGAGUAUUGCAAAGUAUUGCAUUAUCUCAUAAAUUGAUGUGAAAAUGUGGCUUAGGUCUUUUGGCAGCAGCUGUCUGUCUGACUUAGCGUGCCCAUGCAACCUCUCACUAUGGGGAUCUCUGCUCUGGAGGGAAGUUGCCCAUGUCCUGCAGGUCUGGGCUCAGGCUGUGCACAGGAGCAGAAAUCUUCUCUUGCCGUUUUUGCUGCACGCACUGUUCCUACACUAUUUACUUAUCUGGUUGUUCCCAGCAGUUUUUGGAAUGGUAGUGCUGCUGCUAUGCAAUUUGCAGAAGUUCUCCUGAGAGCAGCACUGUAAGAGUUGGGAUUAGGUGGAAAAAAUGGUCCAAGAAGGCACUGGUUUGGGAAUCUGAGGCUGAAGGAACUGGUGAAAAGGCAGGAAAAUGAGCUUGAGGUCAUCUUCAGAGGAGAUGUGGUUUGCUUCAAGCACUAUGCUAUAGGACUGAGCAUGAUGGGAUGGCUGCUUUGGAGCAGGAGGUGCUCAAGAGAGUGGGACUGAGCUGCCCUGAUGGCUUUAGGCCUCUCCUGCUCCUUAAUUAUCUUUGUGCAGGAAGACUGACAUUGAUACAGUACUGCUGGAUGGAGAGACAGGGACUGGCAGCACUGGGUAGGUGAAGGCUUGCAUUUGGGUAGCCUGUGGGCAGGAAGGCUUGGAGUGGUAGCAAAUACAGCCUGCUGUUAGUGGAAGAGGGCAGCAAGAAGGACUUAAUAGGGGAAGCCAACCCACACCGCUCCUCUCUCCAGUUCUCCCACCCUGUCAUCUUGCAGCAGUGUGUUCCCCCUACGGACGUGAGCACAGAGCCUAGAAACAAACUGCAGGACCCUACUGCUGGGUGCUGGAGUGGUGGUGGCGGCAGAAGGGACUCAGACGUUGCUAAGAGUCUCCUUGAUUAUUUGCUGAAGGUCCAACAGCUCCCUGGGCCAGAGACACUCUCUCUGUGUUAACAAAAAGGCAAUGAAUUAUUUAGCAGCUGAAAAUGCCAGAUGGUGAUGGCUCUGCUGUUUACAUGGGGAGGGGAGGGAGAAAGACGUGCACAUGGAAAGAACAGAUUGAGAACAUCUCUGUAGGAAAGAGCUGACCCCGGCCACGAGCCCUGGUGGUCUCACAGUGAGCAGGAGGCAGCCAGGCUGGAGUAAAUGGCUGCUGCUUGUUUGUCCCCUCAUAUCCCCAGCUGGGGCUGAGGUGUCUCCAGAUGCCACAGACUGGCCAGGUCAGUGCAUAUAUGGCUGUGCACCAUCGAGGAGAGCUAAAGCUGAGUGGUCUAAGAGGGAGAGACUUGAGGCUACAGCAGUGCACGUAGAUGAGCAUGCUGCUGUAGUCUCCCAUCUGUCACGCUGACACAUCUGAAGUAAAUGUUUCCCAACAAAAGCAAAUCCUUGUAGAGCUCAGGAAGAUCCCCUUUCUAAGCUGAGGUCUUUUGUGUGCACUCUUUCUGUGAUCCCCAAAGACCUCUCAAUCAGAUUUCCUUUGGUGUUGAAACAGACUUUAUCCUGUUUGGUUUUGAUGGGGAAAAAAGUGCCGUAAACACUUUGUAUACCCAGGUCCCUUGAGGUGCUGGCUGUCUUUGCAUCCUCCCUCACUGUUUAAUCAGUUUGUGGCUCCUGCUCUUCUUCCUCUGUCCCAUCCAUGUGGGCGAGGAGCAUCCUGCAGCAAUGAUCAGCCAGGGCUGAGUGGCUGCAGGGACUGCAACAGGGUCUCUGUCUGCAACGUAGGCAAAAAUACAAAGCUCACAGAGUCCACAUUAGUGGGUGCAGUGAGAUUUCACAUGGCAUCACAGGCUGUGGUCGCAAUAUCUCUGCUCAGCGUGUCUGCAGGAGAAGGAACUCAUUCAACUCCUUAGAAAUUCCAGGCAGGCCAGAAGGUCACCUUGUCAGGAGCACAAGUCCCCAAGAGUAGAGAUGUGAAAUAGCCGAGGUUGGAAGGGACCCAUUGGACAUCUUCUGAUAAAAGCCCCUGCUCAGGGCAGGCUCAACUUCAAAAUUACUUUUGGUUGCUCAAGGCCUCCAAAUGUAAUGUUUUGUCUGGCUGUUCCCCCUCGUGUCUGUAACCUGUCUGUCCCUAAACAUGGUUUCUGACCCCCUCCUCCUGUGCUUCAGCAGCCAUUUGGCUCCAUCCUGGCGCACAGGUCUGUGGUAUCCCUGUUAAUAAUGAUCAUGCUAUUUUACACUGGCUUCUGUAGGGUGUUUGUUCACAGGGUUCCCAAGCACUGUGGGUUUGGAGAGGAUCGUCUCCUCCAAAGCACAGUAGUAGGAAAGGUUUGGAAGUAAGGCACAGUCUUGACCGUUAAUGGCCUUUAAGCAUUUCCUCCUGGCAGUGACUGUAGCCUGCACCGUCAGCUCCCUGAGGAAGUGGAGGAAGUCUUGGAAGGAGCAAUCUUGCUCUGGUGGGAAGAUGGAAGGGUGUUCCCAUGACACUCAAAUCACACAGACCACGAUGCUAGAGAAGGGAGGCCUGGACAAUGUCCACAAGUAGUAGCUUUGGCUGAUAGAGAUUAAUGAAGGGCAGCCCCAGCAGCCCCCUUACUAACGUUGUCAUUUCUCUUUCUUAGAAACUCAAGCAAAUGCUUUGAGUCCUCGUUCUUGCCUGCUGAAUGCAACAGGGUGGCCAUGGCAGAACUCAGCUUCCAAGACUGAGUGGAGAGGUGGUGAGAGACCUGUCUCAGGAGGACUGGGGAAAAGGCUCUCCCCGAAGGUGUUCAAGAACUGUGGAGAUGUGGCAUUGAGUUACAUGGCUUAGUGGUCAUGGUAGUAAUGGUUGGACUAGAUGAUCCUAGAGGUCUUUUCCAACCUUAAUGAUUCUAUGAUUCUGUGAAACUGCAAGGGUGAAGCCCCGUGACAGCACCAAUGGAGAGCGUGUACUCAGUGGAACCAGCGCUGGACGGGGCUGGCCCCACCUCGCUGGACAUACUCAGCUUCUUGGACACCCUGGUGAACAGCACGGAGGAGCAAUGCUUCAGUGCCCGCUCACGCAGCACCGUCCUGCAAGGGCUGCCAUUUGGUGGUGUGCCCACUGUGCUCGCCAUCAACUUCAUCCUCUGGCUGCUCCUUCUCCUGAUCUUCUCCUGCCUUCGGAAAGCAGCUUGGGACUAUGGACGCCUGGCAUUGCUGAUGGACAACGAUAGCUUGACAUCGCUUUUCUAUGGGGAGCAGAGUGAGAAGGAGAAGUCCCCAUCAGAGAGCAGCCCCCUGGAUGCUGACAAUAAGGACGUGGGAUUCUGCUCUUGGCUCCUUUCUAUCUACCAGAUGAAGGAUGAGGAAAUUCAGAGCAAGUGUGGGAUCGAUGCCACCACCUACCUCUCCUUCCAGCGGCACCUCCUGGUCCUGCUGAUGCUGGUCUGUGUGCUCUCUGUGGCCGUCAUCCUGCCUGUCAACUUCUCGGGGGACCUCCUAGGACACAACCCCACUCACUUUGGCCGGACCACCAUCGCCAACAUCCCAACACAAGAUCGUCUCCUGUGGCUGCACAGCAUUUUUGCCCUCAUCUAUUUCAUCCUCACCAUCCUCUGCAUGGCUCACCACUCCAUCCACCUGGAAUACAGAGAGAAUGAGAAGGUUGCCCGGACACUGAUGGUUACUCACAUUCCCAUGGAGAUCACAGACCCUUCACUUAUCAUUAAGCACUUCCAUGAGGCCUAUCCCAGCUGCACUGUCACCAACAUACAGUUCUGCUUCGAUGUGCGCAAGCUGAUGAAGCUGGAUGCAGAGAGGCGUAAGGCAAUGAAAGGCCGGCUUUACUUCACCACCAAGGCACAGAAAGAGGGAAAGAUCAUGAUCAAAACCCACCCUUGUGCCCGGAUCUUCUGCUGCCGCUUCUGUGGCUUUGAGCAGGUGGAUGCUGAGCAGUACUAUGGGGAACUGGAGGAGAAGCUCACAGAUGAGUUCAACGCUGAACGCAACCGCAUCACGCUGAAGCGGCUCGACAUGGCCUUCGUCACCUUCCAGGAUGAGCGUAUGACAGCUGUGAUUUUGAAGGAUUACAGCCACACUCACUGCCGGAAGCACCCCCAGCAGUCCUCUGUGACCACCGUGGUCAAGUCGCACCAGUGGGGUGUGCGCUAUGCUCCAGCACCCAGUGAUAUCAUCUGGGAGAACUUGUCAGUCCGUGGCACAUCCUGGUGGGUGCGAUUCAUUUUCCUUAAUAUCUGCCUCUUCAUCCUCCUCUUCUUCCUCACCACACCGGCCAUCAUCGUCAACACCAUGGACAUGUUCAAUGUCACACGACCUGUGGAGAGCCUCAAGAACCCAAUUGUUACCCAGUUCUUCCCCACGCUGCUACUCUGGGCCUUCUCUGUCUUCUUGCCCUUCCUCGUCUACUACUCGGCCUUCUUUGAGUCACACUGGACAAGGUCAAGUGAGAAUCAGCUCACCAUGCACAAGUGUUUCUUCUUCCUGGUGUUCAUGGUCAUCAUCCUGCCCUCACUGGGGCUGACCAGCUUGGACCUCUUCUUCCGCUGGCUCUUUGACACCCACUUUCUGGACCAGGCCGACAUCAAGUUCCAGUGCGUUUUCCUCCCAGACAAUGGCGCUUUCUUCGUCAACUACGUUGUCACCUCCAGCCUGAUUGGGACAGCCAUGGAGCUGCUGCGCAUCCCUGGCCUCCUCGUCUAUACUGCCCGGCUCUGCCUCGCCAAGUCAGAGCCUGAGCGGCUCCACAUCAAGCGGAGCCAAGCUUACCAGUUCCAGUUUGGGUUGGAGUACGCGUGGACCUCCUGCAUCUUCUCCGUCGUCAUGACCUACAGCAUCACCUGCCCCAUCAUUGUCCCCUUUGGUUUGCUCUACAUGCUGCUUAAGCACAUGGUGGACCGAUACAACAUCUACUACGUGUACAUCCCCACCAAGCUGAACCAGCGGCUGCAUGUCGCUGCCAUCAGCCAGGUCGUGGUGGCCCCCAUCCUCUGCAUGUUCUGGCUGCUCUUCUUCUCCGUCCUGCGCCUCGGUCCCACCCGCCCUGUCACCCUCUUCACCUUUGUGAUUCUCCUCUCCUGCAUUGUCUUCUCCUUCUUUGGCCUCUGCCUGAAGAAGCUACAGCCGCGGAAACCAUCCAGCUACCAGAUGUCCGAUCAGUCCGAGGGUAGCUUUGCUGACGCUGAGCGGAGCAGCGUAUCCUCCACUCCCAACUCCAAUCUCUUCGUGGCCACAGUGCUGCAGGAGCCCGAGCUGAGCCUGACACCGGCAGCUUCCCCGGCACACCAGUCUUAUGGCACUAUGGGCAACCACCUGGAGCUGGCAGAGGAGGGGGAGGACUGUGGUCUGCAAAACUUCGAGACAGAGCUGGAGACAGUGGAAGGCGAGUACAGGACCGGCCCCGUGAUGGAGAGCCAGCCCCGCUACCAGUGAGCAUCCUUGCUCCCAGGGUGAGAGCCAGCACCAGUGGGUGCCCACCUCACUGAUGGACCCACACAUGGGUGAUUUUGGGGCGGGGGAACAUCAGGACUGAUCUGAGGGAGGGACCUUAGCCCAUGCAAGGCAGCGUGGCCCUGCCACUGCAGACAGGCUUGGCCACCCUGCACCCCUGCAGCCCCAUCUGUCUCAUCCAGUCUGGGAUGGGGAAGAGAGGUUGCAGGGGGUUGGGGUGAGGUCACCCUGAAAGACUGUAGUGCAAGAGGAGGAGGAAGGCCCUGCCUAUGGCCACGUGUCCCCUCAGCCAUGCCAAAACUUUGCUUGCCCACCCGCUGCUGCAGCCAUCCUGCUGCCUCCCAUGGCCCUGGGUGCUGUCCUCAGCCUGUGCAGUGCUGAGAGCACUGUCGUGGUGGGGCUCGCCCUCCUUGUGCCCUCCCUCUGCUGCUGCAGUGUGAUUGUGCCCUCGGGUCUUCAGGGACAAGUGGAUUUUGUGGCCAUGACAGCAGCUGCCUUUCAGUGGUUGUUCCCAUCCUCUCACUCCUGCUGUCCAUGCUCCGCUCAGGGCUGCCUGUGGGGACCCACACAGCUCCAUCCCAUUGCAAUAGCAACAGGGGGCUGGCAGCACUCCCUGGCUUGUCCAGGAGCCUCUGGAGCACAAAUCCUGCUGCACUGGACGUGUACACACCUGCUCCUGCCCAGUCAACAUCUCUGGGCUUUUUGAGCCCCAGAUGCAGAAGCAGGUACUGCCCCCCCAGCCUUGCUCCCCCAGGAUGAACACACACAGCUCUGCAGUGCCUGGGUGGUUUCCUGCUGGGGUAAAGCCACAGCAGGCAGCUGAUAGCAGAAUGGUGAUGGUGCCCAUGGGGGCACCAUCUGCUGCCUCCUGGAAAUGCAGAGGUGGGGCCCUUGAAAUCCUGCCUCUUCCCAUGAGUCAGUCAUCCUCCCUUAUUGCCAGUUGCCCAGGAAUGGGGCAGUGCUCAGGCAGUUUCUCCUGGCUCUGGUUCAGUGCUGUAGGGGUUGGGGCUGAACUGGUGCCUGCCCAUGGACCUUACGUGGGAUGCGAGAGCGCUGAUCUGGGUCUUUCCCCUGCUCGGGGGACUCACAUUUGCAUUGCACUUGUGGGAGGGUGCCCUGCCCCAAUCCUUGCUAUCCCCAGGGGUGGUGGAGGGGUCGGACCCCAGGGAACAGCACUUCCCCUCCUCAGCAUUACUGAAGCUGUUGGGAGUGGGGGGAGUUGAGCUGGAAGUCUCAACUCUCAAGGCUGGCAGCCCUACUGCCCCCUGGCUUCUACAGGCCCAGGUGGUGGCUGUGGCACCCAGAAGGGAGCCGGGGGGGGUUGCUGCUCCCAGCUCCCUGAACUGUUGUCCUGCAGCCACUCAUCUUGGGGCUGGCAAGAUGCUGGUGGCCCCAUCCAGCGACUUGAUUCUCUCUUUCUGGGGGGAUGCAAGUGUCUGCAAGUGGCACUGAGUCCUGGAGAGCUCAGACUUGGAUUGCCCUUGGCUGCCACACUGUAGGAAUGUGCCAGAGGUCUGUACCUUCUUGUUAUUUAUCGCUAUGACCGUGCCUUGAAUAAAAUGACUUCACCCA
Messenger RNA from Gallus gallus (chicken), 9687 nucleotides. RefSeq names its product transmembrane protein 63C (gene TMEM63C). The record is from RefSeq and is a predicted model, not a curated record. The transcript is spliced from 24 exons. NCBI's taxonomy places the organism in Eukaryota, Metazoa, Chordata, Aves, Galliformes, Phasianidae. Gene Ontology annotation, molecular function: calcium-activated cation channel activity. Gene Ontology annotation, cellular component: plasma membrane. Bases 5605 to 8097 code for a protein of 830 amino acids.